Molecule: messenger RNA, 2993 nt
Organism: Galleria mellonella (greater wax moth)
Lineage: Eukaryota; Metazoa; Arthropoda; Insecta; Lepidoptera; Pyralidae
Product: transmembrane protein 169
Exons: 2
Coding region: 322-1554 (410 amino acids)
Source: RefSeq, a predicted model, not a curated record
AAUACAACACGAAUCGUAGAAAAUUAACAUAAGCAUCGUAUAUUUUUCUCUCUCUAGCUAUGUUAAUGUGUCUAUUGCUAUCUUCUUCUUAAUGUCCAAUAAUCAGCAGAUGUUAUUAUCUUUUAAUUCUUAUAGUGUAAUAGAAAGUUGUUCUGUCUGAAUUCUAUGACCAUCUUUAUCUUUUUAUUCCAAAAAUGAACAAUUUAGCUCAAAUAAAAAUUAUAUGAUAAAGCAAUAAUAAUAUAUCGUCUCAGUAAAUUGUUAUAUUUUUCAACAAUAUCCAAUAGAAAGUGUUCCUACUUCCCUCAGUGAAAAGUAAAAAUGGCUCAAGUCGAACAACCGAUGUUUAUACUACCCAAGAAAAGAAAUGGAAAGAAACAAAAUACAAUACCGAGCCAUGUAGACCACAUAAUUAGCGUCCAGGGAGCUACGGACAAUGAGUUACCAGCAAAAUAUAAAAAUGGACUUUCACCCGUCACUGAACAUGUUGUGAAUGGUAUCAUACAUUCCACAAUGGAGGGACUGAAAUCAAACAUGAAAAUUAACUUACCCAUCAUCACUGAUGUCUAUGAUGAAGAGUCCAAUGAACAAAAUGGUGACAAUGAGUCUCAAAAAUCUCAAAGGAGUGGUUACCAGCCCCUCACUGCCAUAAACAGCAGCAGAGAUAUAAUUGACUUGUCUCCAAUUUAUGAGAACUCAUCAGAUGCAUGCUCAAGUCAUGGAGAUUUAAGAGAGAGCACUGAGAAUGAUACACACAAAAGUUGCAGAAUCCUAAACUCAGACCAGAAUGAAAGCUCAUCAGCUACUCCCAAUAGUCUGUCGCAAACUCAAUCUGAGAACAGUUUUGAAAUGGGAGCACUCACCGACAGUUUAAAAAACAGUGCUAAAAGGAAAAAGCGAGUGAACAUUGUCCCUGGAAUAGUUGAAUCUGAACAUACAGACACUGAAAUCACUGCAUUGCGAGUAGAAUCAGAAGGCUCAAUUUCACCAGAAUGCUCCUUAACAGAUAACUCAAAAGAUGGUUACUUGACAAUGACUGGCACUAUAAAAAGAGGUAAGAAAAAGGGUCAGAAUGUUGAUGUCAAAUUAAACAUAUCAAGAGAAGAAUUGGAAAUUAUUGAAGCUGCUAUUGUAGCUGAAGAAUAUAAUAAAAUGGAUAUAUCCAAAUGUUCGCUGUAUAAUGGCCCCCAUAUAUUUUUGUUUACACUAAUUUGCAUUCCAUUUGUUGCUUGCAUAUCAGCUAUGUACUCAUUUUAUAUGGGUACUAUGACAUGGUAUAACAUCUUUACACAUGUCACAGAAAAUCUGAAUUGUGUUAAAAAGGUGUUUUUGGCUCCAAUAGUGAUACUAUUGUAUCCAUUUUUGAUAGUCACUUUCACUAUUGGACUAGGUUUGUACGCUGGAAUUGUUCAACUCACUUUCAGUGGUGCCAACUGGUGGAAGGAUGUGUGUGAUUUUGAAAAGGGUUUUUAUGGCUGGCUCUGUAGUACAUUAGGUAUAUCAGAGUGCAGUCCAUAUGAAGUUGUUGUGCUUAUGGAUGUGAAACCAUGCUAAAUUAUAAAUGUGGGGUUCACAUUACAUUAUAAUCUGUAUCUGUGCUGCCAUAUUUAACCAUUAGAAUUAAGCUAUUCUUAAAAUAUUCUUAGUAAAAAUUCUUGAAACUUACAACAUAUAUACAGUGUAAGUUGACUGAUUUUCAUGUAAUUGUUUAGAAAUAUUAAGAAGUAAGAUUUUAACUGGAUUGGGCAGGGAUAUGACAAUCAAAAUAUUAGAAAUAUUUAGGAUAAACAUCAAAGAUAUGGAGAUAAUGUCACAGAAAAAACAGAUCAGGGAAACAAUUAUUUAGCUUAAUAUGUAAUUCAAGUUCAUUAUGUCUUGGCUCUGUUUGCUGAAGAUAUCAGUUUUUAUAAUUCUUCUAAACUAUAAUCUACUUUUUUUACUUGAUUCUCUUUAAUACCUACCAAAAAGGUUUGAUAAUGGCUAGUCCAAUACUACAGUACUUACAGAUGUUUAAUUAUUCUGACUAAAAUACAAAAAGUAAAAAAAAAAACAUGUUUACGUCAUCUAUGUGUCGGUACUCGGUAAUAACAUGGAAAGCAGCCAAUAUGAAAAAAGAUUGCAUUUGUUUCUUUCAGAAUUAAGUAUUGGUUAAAAAUAAUGAUAUGUUGCAUAUAUGCCAUCUUUGCAAUCUUCUCCUAUUUGUGUUAUUAGAAACAAUUUUUUUUAAACAAUUCUGUUACUGAAUUAUUUAAUAUUAGCAAUGUUUUAUUAAUGUGAAAAUCAACAUAUAAUCUAAUAUAGUUCUCAUCUGUAGCUAAUGUUGAUUUCUAUUCUAGGCAGAACUUUUAAGUUUAGUGCCAGAGGAUAGCCCUACAUAUAGAUAAAACCUCUUUGUAAUAUUAAUAUAUUAUGUAACUUAACAGUUUAAGAAUCUUCCUUUGCUCAAUCUCUUCCAAUCUAUAUUUCUUUCUAUUUAUAUUCUCUAGUCAUUACAAUUGUACUGAUUUAUUAUUGUGUGUUUACAAAUGUGUGGUCAUGUAGAAUAAGGAUACUUAUAGUUAAUAAUUUACAUAUCUUAAAUGCUAUUUAUAUUAUUUACAAAUUCAAAUUUCCAUUAAAAAUUAUAUGUACUGGUGACAUAUGAAUGGAGGCAUACUUCUAGCCAAUGAUGGACUGCUAUUUGGUAAAGAUUUGAUAAAGACAUUUAAACUAAAUUAUAGAAUAGGGUUAUAGAUAAAAAUAUUCCAUUGAUCUAAAAUAAUAUUUUCAGGAAAUAGGUAUAGGUCGUUUAACAAUGAAAGCAAUUUUUUCUGCUUAGCAAAUUUUUAUUGAUAUCUUUGAUAGGAUGAUGCUUUUUGCAUUAGGAAUGAUUAAUGAAAUCUUUUAGAAAUAUUUUUUUUAUAAUGAUCAUAAUCAACAUUAUUUAUGAAGACUGAUGUAUUCUAGUCACUAUUGUGGUAUGCAUUUUCUACCCAAUAAAGUAUUUUACAAAA